Messenger RNA from Porites lobata, 1350 nucleotides. The record is from the annotation of a GenBank genome assembly. Lineage: Eukaryota; Metazoa; Cnidaria; Anthozoa; Scleractinia; Poritidae.
AUGAACGAACCCUGCAAAGCUGAAUUAGCCAUGUCUAUCGAUGCAGUGUCGGACACUUACUGGCAAACAGCCAGAGGUACCAUCAGAGAAAGAUGUGAGGCCGUUUUCAAUCAAGAGCUCCUUAGCGAUGUGAAGUUCGUGGUCCGUGACUCCAGAGGCGGAAGUAAGACGAUUCCCGCUCACAAGUUCAUGUUAGCGAUCAGUAGUCCAGUAUUUUUUGCUAUGUUUUAUGGUAAAGCAGCAGAGAUGAAAGAUUCGGUGGAGAUUUCUGAUUGUGAGUAUGAAAGCCUGUUGGAGUUGUUUCGCUUUAUCUACAGCGACAAGGCGAAACUGAACGCUGAUAAUGUCAUGCAGUUGCUUUAUUUAUCAAAGAAAUAUAUGCUGCCUACUUUGGCUGAGAAGUGCUCUGUUUUCCUUAAAGAGAACUUAAACGCGUUAAACGUGUUUCACAUUUUGCCGGAUGCGCAGAAAUACGAAGAGAAAGAUUUGAUGAAUCACUGCUGGAAGAUGAUUGAGACACAGACAGAAGAAGCUGUAAAAUCAGAGGGUUUCGUCACAGUCGAAAGGUCAGUACUAGAGGAAUUAGUGGAGAAAAAUUCGUUGAAUAUUAAAGAAGUGGAAUUAUUCAAAGUUAUCGAUUGCUGGGCUGAAAAGGAAUGUAAAAAGCAAGGCCUCGUAGCUGAAGGCUCCGUGAAAAGAAGAGUUCUUGGGGAACGUGUUGUUCAAGGAAUUCGUUUUCCUUUGAUGGGGCAGACAGAGUUUGCUGACAUCGUCCUUGAUUCAGAAAUACUUACACUCAGAGAGACGAACCGUCUGGUCAAGUAUUUUAACUCUGUGCUAAAUGAAUCAGUAGGAUUUCUCGAAACCGAGAGAAAUGGGGGAAAGCAAGAUAUUUCUAGGUUUCGAUCACUAGACAGAGGGUGGUGGUAUAAUUCCGACUAUCCAAACUGUAUAGAUUUUGAUGUUGACAAAAACAUACAUCUACACGCAAUCCACUUUUUUGGAAGCGAUAACAGUAAAUAUUCAGUGACACUAGAGGUGUUAGAUCAUAGCAGUGGCAUUUCUGUUAGAAAGCGAGAAGGGAUUUUUUUAUCUAAGCAGAUACAGUGGGAAAUUGGAGAUCACCAAGGUCACCAAGGCUUUGAUAUUGUAUUUGAGCCGCCGAUUGCUAUAAAAGCAAACAAACGGUACCGAAUUUCGGCUGCCAUUACUGGUCCCCCAUCUUGGUAUGGAACAAAUGGCUGCUCUACUGUAGAAAAUUCUGGAGUGAGAUUUCACUUUGCUCCGGGUUUAAUUCCCACCAGUUAUGAAAGGGGACAGUUUUCUAGAUUUGUGUUUACUCUGGACUGA